Molecule: messenger RNA, 1183 nt
Organism: Copidosoma floridanum
Lineage: Eukaryota; Metazoa; Arthropoda; Insecta; Hymenoptera; Encyrtidae
Product: rRNA 2'-O-methyltransferase fibrillarin
Biological process (GO): rRNA methylation; box C/D sno(s)RNA 3'-end processing
Cellular component (GO): Cajal body; small-subunit processome; nucleolus
Molecular function (GO): RNA binding; rRNA methyltransferase activity; histone H2AQ104 methyltransferase activity
Source: RefSeq, a predicted model, not a curated record
AUGGGUAAACCAGGAUUCUCUCCACGUGGUGAUGGCGGCUUUAGAGGAGGCGGCCGCGGUGGCUUCAGAGGAGGUGGUCGUGGCGGUGGUGGUGGCCGAGGUGGCGGUCGUGGAGGUGGCGGUGGACGUGGUGGAUUUGGCGGUCGAGGGGGUGGUGGUACUCCCCGAGGCAGAGGUGGUGGUAGAGGACGGGGAGGUGGUGGCAUGAGAGGUGGCAAAACAGUCAUCGUUGAACCCCAUCGUCAUGAGGGUGUCUUCAUUGCCAGAGGAAAGGAGGACGCUUUGGUAACCCGGAAUUUGGUACCUGGAUCUGAGGUCUAUGGAGAAAAGAGGAUAAGCGUAGAAAACGGAGAGAAAAUUGAAUACAGAGUCUGGAAUCCAUUCAGAUCGAAGCUUGCUGCCGCUAUUCUUGGAGGCAUAGAACAAAUUCACAUGCCACCUGGUAGCAAAGUUUUAUACUUGGGAGGCGCUUCUGGUACAACCGUAUCUCACGUGGCAGAUAUUGUUGGACCUGAAGGUCUUGUGUAUGCUGUAGAAUUUUCACAUAGGUCUGGAAGAGACCUAAUUAAUGUUGCUAAAAAACGAACAAACAUUAUUCCUAUCAUUGAAGACGCCAGGCAUCCACACAAAUACAGGAUGUUGGUCGGUAUGGUAGACACAAUUUUUGCUGACGUAGCUCAACCAGAUCAAGCUAGAAUCGUCAGUCUGAAUGCACAGUAUUUCCUUAAAAAUGGAGGAAACUUUGUCAUUUCAAUCAAGGCUAGUUGCAUAGAUUCGACAGCCAAGCCAGAAGCAGUCUUUAUGGCUGAGGUCAAUAAACUAAUUGCAGACAAGUUGAAACCCAGAGAACAGAUCACACUCGAGCCUUACGAACGAGACCACGCAGUUGUCGUUGGUGCAUUUAGGCCUCCUCCAAAAAAAGCAGCAGCGUGAAAAGUGUUGCAUAACACCCAUUUUAUGCACACCAUUGAAUUAUCGAUGAUUUCUAAGUUGUUGAAAACUCGUUUAACCAGCAGAUAAAAAGUUCUGCUGUACAUGUAUAAUAGUAGCUUAUAAGUUUACAUUUAUAUAUAUAUAUUUUUAAAAACUUUUGUAAUCAAGAUGAGCCGCAAACGCACAAUCAGCGCGUUUUUUGUUACAUGUAUCGACGUGCUACCAAGCUAAUGAGAUUCUCAUCUUCAAA